Molecule: messenger RNA, 2472 nt
Organism: Sardina pilchardus (European sardine)
Lineage: Eukaryota; Metazoa; Chordata; Actinopteri; Clupeiformes; Clupeidae
Gene: exo5
Product: exonuclease 5
Exons: 6
Coding region: 62-1225 (387 amino acids)
Biological process (GO): interstrand cross-link repair
Cellular component (GO): nucleus
Molecular function (GO): single-stranded DNA 5'-3' DNA exonuclease activity
Source: RefSeq, a predicted model, not a curated record
GGGAAGUUGAUCACUGUUGCUGUUGUCACAUAAGAAGCCUGGCGCUUUAAACAUCACAGCAAUGAUGGAAGAAACAGAGACACGGAAUAACAUGAGCCAUGUGAAACUGUUAGAGAUACAUUUCGAAAAUGAGCUCGCACAGACUCCCAUUAAAAUUCAUGAGGAAGAAGGAAACCAUGGGGACAGCAUAGGCCUAGGUCCACUCUAUGAUGGAUUUCAGAAGCGUGCCACUGGUUGUGGGAUGAACACCGAUAGUGAUCCAGUUGUGGACAUCAGAUGUCUGAAGAGAAAGCAGCAGACAGAAGUGCACCCCAGCCCACUGGAGAGGUUCCGGCGGCGGCAUCUUAGUGUUACACUAUUGUGCGAGCAGUCUUGGUGUGAGAUGAAGGUGUAUUUUGGACUUUUGAGACCACUGGUGAAACUAAAAGAGAUGAAGAAACCAGAGGUUAAGGCUGGAUCCACCAUACAUUUGACAAGACAGCUGGAAGUUCAUGACAUUGUUCCAAUCCAAGUCCAGUCAAGAGAAGAUUCUGAAGCCAUCAAACUUCUCAAUGCGAUGCGCAUGGUGUCAUUGUUACAGCAAGGGCAGUGUGUACGGGAGUUUCCAGUGUAUGGGGUUCUAGAGGGAGUGUUUCUCAUGGGCGUCAUGGAUGAACUGAGCUACAAUAAGGAAGGAGAACUUGUCCUUAGCGAGCUCAAAACACGUAAGGACAUGUCUCUCCCUGGCAAGGCUCAAGCCAAAGGUCAUCAUCUCCAGGUGGGACUGUAUAAACUUUUGUUUCAUGGCAUGGUCAAUGGGACAUUGAAAAGAAGCGACAUAAUCAGACACCUCAAACUUCAACCAAAACAAGUUCUGGGAACAGGGGUCCUGAACUACGCCGGGUCCAUGGGCAUUGAGGAAGGCAUCUUUGGGGGCUUGGUCGACGUGGUGCUAAAAACGGUAGCCUCAGCUAAAGUCAGUGACAUCCAACAUUUGAGGCUGGAGUAUAUCCACCAGGAGUCCGGCAUGACCAUAGACACCAGAGAUGUGGAGUGUGACGAGGCUGUUUUGAGGGGAGAACUCCGGGAUUAUUUGGCCUACUGGACUGGUCAAAGGGAACCCAGGGGAGUGGACAUAGAGGAGGCUUGGAAGUGCAAGCUGUGUCCUUUUGAAAAGAGUUGCCGCUGGGGAAAGGACGACGCUGAAGCCGGUGUCAGUGUUGAUCCAGGCAAGAAACCGAAGUGAUGGUCACAUAUGUUGGACAUUGCUCUAAUCUAAUGUCAUCAUGUCAUCAGACAAACUUUAUUUAUUUAUUUUAAUUAGUACAUUAUUUUGCAUAAUUCGUUUGCAUGUUUAAUCAUGUUGCAAACAACAUUUGUAAGAUUUUUAUUCUCUGGAGAGAAUAUGUAUUGGACCAGCUGCGAGUAAAGCAGUGGAACAUGUAGAAUCAAAGAUCCUUAAGGCGGAGCAAGAUACUUCAUCGUAGUUCAUGUCUAUGGGUGCAAAACGGGGAUCACUUCCUCUGCUGAAGGGGUGUGUCAUUAACCUGACUCUCGCCAGAUCCUUGUAGUUCGCUGAGCUUCACACAAGGAUCUGGGACUUCUAGAUAGGAAACAUAUUUAUGAAGGCGGGGCCUUGUAAAACAUCCUUGCAUGUGAUUUGAUAAACCACUUGUCCGUUAUCUUGAAUGACGUGCUAGGCUACUUCAAGUUCUUGCCAAACCCGGUCGGAAGAAGAGUGAAAACAUCCUUGCCACCAAUAAAUGUCUUCAAAACCAUUCACUGUUCAUCUUUUAAAGAAUGAACACUCGAUAGAUUCGACAAAACGGUUGAAAUAGCAGAAUCAAUGUCAGCACAAGACUCCUCGCUGCGUGCCGCCAUUGUUGUUUGAAUCGAACACUCGCUUCGGCGCUCCUGAUUGGUUCAUCAUUUUUUUGUUCCCUGGAAGGAGUUUGGAUUGCCCUUGAGCCCAGACCCUUGUGUGGAGCUCAGCGAAACGCCUCUGGUGGAGCGUGGCGGAACUACAAGGGUCUGGCGAGAGUCAGGUUAGUGUGUCAUGCCCAUAGACUUCAAUGGAACAGCUCUGCAUAAAGGGGGAUUUUGCCCCCCCCCCUCUUGCGAUUCGGGUUCCAGGAAGUGGCUUCUCAUGAAGUAUCUUGCUCCGCCCUUAAUGAUCUUUGGUAGAAUCUACCUGGCCAGUGGCUUUAGGUGGCCUAUGUUCACUGCACACAUACAAACAGCAAAAUACACAGUUUUGUCAUUGCUCUUACUGUAUUUAAUCAUCAUUGUUGUUUAAGAUAUUUGAAAAUGUAUUAAUGAUUGUGUAUGAUGAUAUCAUUAAGUUAUUUUAACUUAUUUAACUAAUGUGUUUGAAUCUUUAUAAUGUAUUAAUCCAAAAGGGUGGUUACACUUCUGUGUGGUGUGUCAAAUAAAUAUAGUGACAGUAACAUGGUGUUGUUGCUGUGAUUUAUGUAUCAAUGUGGUUGGUUUACC